GCAAUUCAUCUGAUCACUCUUCAUAACAUUCUGGAGUGCAUGCAAAUUGCUAUUAUAAAAACUUAAGCAGCAACUUUUCCAAUUUCCAAUAUUUAUGUAAUUCUCACCACGACUCUUGAAGGAAUCACAUCCUGACUCACUAUUGAUCACAUCUGGACGUUCACUCGGAGAGACUCUGCUUCAGUUAUAAAUACACUGGGUGCCCCCAUCAGCUCAUUAAAGGGGGUACCCAUGAAAACCAUUCAUGAGGUUUUCAAGAGAAUUAAAAUAUUUUAGUCAGCUUUCUGUUUUACAUUUCAGUCAUUUCAUAUGAAAUAUGUCUGUUUAAUGUGAGGUAGACAUGGACACUGACUUUGUUGCUCCUUGGCUGUUAUGGUACAGUGCAGCUUUUUGAGUUUAUUAUCUAACACUUAAUGAAAACACUUAUUCAAAAAAUAUUUUUAUUUAUAAUUAUUUUUAUUAUAUUUUGUUGUAUAUAUAUUUUUGCCAAAUACAGUAUGUUUCACACUUUCAGGUCUGGUCUCUGUUGUUGAUUAUGUUCUAUAGAUUUAAAUAGCUUAGACUUUUUAUUUUUUGUAUCACCACCUGGUAAAUCAGUCCAGCUGUAAUCCAAGUGUGAUUUUGGAGGAAAGACGGUGUUUUUGUUUUUCCUUGGAUAAAGCUCGAUGUCAAGCAAACAACUACGGGAUACAACUGAAAUACUUAUUCACAACAUCUUAAUUAUAUACGUAAAAUAAGAGAACCAAAACAUGUCGAACCCCAGAAGCAGGUACUAUUUAAUAUACAAAACCUGAGAAACAGAUGAAAGGCUGCUGAACACGGAUGCACAGCAGGCGAGGAGGAGCUCCGUGGACAGAUUCAUGUUUAUAUAACUGCUCGAUCAUAUAUUCAGUCAGAAGUAGGACUUCACUUUCCAAGGAUCAGGUCUCCAGAGGAAACGCCUCACUCCAGCUGACAGAGGUGAACAUUCAGGAUGAGGGGAGAUACCAGUGCCACACCAGCACCAUCAGAGAAAUGUUCAUCAUCCUGAAUGUGGACGCUCCAGUCCGUAAAGUUAAUCUCCAACAAGUAGGACAAAGGAUCACCUGCAGCUCAGAGGGGAUCUACCCUCAACCUGAGCUCACCUGGUCCACCAGCCCUUCAUCCAGCAUCACCAACAACAACACAACAGCCCAUCAGACUGACCAGCAGAUCUACAGCAUCAGCAGUUCUCUGAUGCUUCCAAACAGUGACAUGGAUCUGAAUUACAUCUGUGCAGUCAGCACUGGCAGAAACAGGAAGAGAGCAACCUUCAGAAAAAGAGAUUAUACAUCCAUCUAGUGGAACAUUUUCAUCAGAUCUUUACAGGAGAUUCCAUCUGAACUCUGUGGAGCCUGAUCUCAAGGGUUUUAAGUCUGACACUGAAACCAGAGGAUCUUUCUGUCUCUUCAGAUUCACUGUGAUCCAGUGAUGGGAGUGAUUUCAGC
Molecule: messenger RNA, 1466 nt
Organism: Oreochromis niloticus (Nile tilapia)
Lineage: Eukaryota; Metazoa; Chordata; Actinopteri; Cichliformes; Cichlidae
Product: CD276 antigen-like
Exons: 2
Coding region: 823-1320 (165 amino acids)
Biological process (GO): positive regulation of T cell proliferation; T cell costimulation; cell surface receptor signaling pathway
Cellular component (GO): external side of plasma membrane
Source: RefSeq, a predicted model, not a curated record